AUGAUUGCACAGGUGGUUCGCAACGAGAGGAUACCCGUUUUUGCGCGGGCGCAUAGAUUCUUUGCCACUACAGUAGUGGUGGCAGAUGGAAGGAAUGGGGCAUCGACUGGUUCACGUAGUAGAAGAUUUCUACAGACAUCAUUAGGAGAUAAUAAUGCUCCUCCUUCGCCAGCAAGAUGGAACUUGAAUUUUACUCCGAAAAGACAGGAAAAGAAUAAGGGAAGUAAGAUGAACAUUUUGUCCGAUUAUACACCAUCAAAAUGGUCAAGUUAUUCAUUACCAUCGAAGAAGGUACUGGAAGAUCAAAAGAAAGAGGAGAUUGAGAAGAAAGAGAAGUUGGCUGCAGCUCAAGAAGCGAUGAAUGAAGCAAGUGAGACUAAGCCAGUGAAGAAGAGAAAGAGACUACUGAGACCUCGUAAGGCAUUGAUAACACUGAGCCCUAAAGCUCUAUCGCAUUUAAAGAGUUUGCUGGAUCAACCAGAGCCAAAACUGAUAAGAAUUGGUGUGAAGAACCGUGGUUGUUCUGGUCUCACUUACGACCUACAAUACAUUACACAACCGGGCAAAUUCGACGAAGUCGUCGAGCAGGACGGUGUACGAAUUAUAAUCGACUCUAAGGCGUUAUUCAGUGUGGUAGGGAGUGAAAUGGAUUGGAUAGAUGAUAGAUUAUCGUCCAGAUUCGUUUUCAAGAAUCCCAAUUCAAAAGGUACGUGCGGAUGUGGUGAAAGCUUCAUGGUGUAA
Torulaspora delbrueckii is the source of this 741-nucleotide messenger RNA. It is a transcript of the gene ISA1, whose product is annotated as Fe-binding Fe/S cluster assembly protein ISA1. Gene Ontology annotation, cellular component: cytoplasm; mitochondrion. Gene Ontology annotation, biological process: iron-sulfur cluster assembly. The record is from RefSeq and is a predicted model, not a curated record. The coding region runs from base 1 to 741 and encodes 246 amino acids. NCBI's taxonomy places the organism in Eukaryota, Fungi, Ascomycota, Saccharomycetes, Saccharomycetales, Saccharomycetaceae. Gene Ontology annotation, molecular function: 2 iron, 2 sulfur cluster binding. The transcript has a single exon.